AUGGCUCUUCCCGGAACGAAGGCUGACUGGUGGGAGUGCAAUCGGCCUGUAGUCCGAGACUUGUUUAGGGCCCUUAAUCUUCGGUAUAAGGCGGAGAUGCGUUUCAUUUUGACGCUGAUGCAAGGAUCUAGUGAUGAAGAAGUCAUGCACCUCGCGAGUGACGUCAUCUCCAAUGAUGUCCCAAAAAGAUUGGGAGCGUUACCAAUAGGAGAAAGUCUACAGAAGCGUGGGAUUCUUACCAAUGUCUCUUGCCCCCAUUGCAAAGGAAUUGAAACGACAAUGCAUCUCUUCUUCAACUGUCCCUUCGCGAAGCAAGUGUGGAGCCAAAUCCCUUUAUUCAACCCAGUUCACCUAGCUGAGGAUUUGGACUUCAAGACAGCACUGGUGAGGCUGAGAUUAAGCAUAUGCCUCCCUCCAACUGGCCUCAAGAUUCCCAUCAUCUCUUGGGUUUGUUGGUCACUAUGGCUUGCAAGAAACAAACUUAUCUUCGAGCAGUUUCAUCAAUCAGCUGCUGAAGUAGCCACAAGAAGCAUAACCGCCGCAAGAGAAUGGGAUCAGGCUCAACCUCUCUCAAGGAAAUCCAAGCAAGGCCUACCAAUCGCAACUUCCCAGGAACGCCGAGCCAAUACCCUAUCGAUCACCUCCACUCCAAUCUUCUGCAAGACUGACGCAGCCUGGAACUCAUCAACACGAAAGGCAGGAAUCGCUUGCGUAUUACACCGGCCCGACUCUCCAUCUCCCGAAUCGUUUUCCCUGCAGAUCGACAACGUCGCAUCCCCGCUCAUGGCAGAAGCCCUUGCUCUGCUCCAGGGUAUCGAGAAGGCAAUCAAAUCGGAGAUUACAAGCAUAACUUUCCUCUCCGACUGCUCAACGCUCAUCAGAGCAAUCAACGGCAAGGCUCCGAUGAAGGAGAUCUACGGCGUUCUCACUGAUAUCGCCUCCCUCUCCUCCGCCUUUGCAUGUAUCUCUUUCAAACACAUCUCCCGUUCUCAGAACGAAGAUGCUGACUCUCUAGCGAAAUGGGCCCUUAAGGCCGACUCCUCUUCUGUUUCAUCUUUUGAUUUUUCUGUAUUGGGCCGUUGGGCCUAG
Raphanus sativus (radish) is the source of this 1089-nucleotide messenger RNA. RefSeq lists its product as uncharacterized. The coding region runs from base 1 to 1089 and encodes 362 amino acids. The record is from RefSeq and is a predicted model, not a curated record. The transcript is spliced from 3 exons. Gene Ontology annotation, molecular function: nucleic acid binding; RNA-DNA hybrid ribonuclease activity. NCBI's taxonomy places the organism in Eukaryota, Viridiplantae, Streptophyta, Magnoliopsida, Brassicales, Brassicaceae.